Molecule: messenger RNA, 1661 nt
Organism: Trifolium pratense (red clover)
Lineage: Eukaryota; Viridiplantae; Streptophyta; Magnoliopsida; Fabales; Fabaceae
Product: pre-mRNA-splicing factor 38
Exons: 6
Coding region: 121-1305 (394 amino acids)
Cellular component (GO): precatalytic spliceosome
Source: RefSeq, a predicted model, not a curated record
AAAAACAAAAUACUAUAUAACUCCGUUUUGAAGCGUCUUUGCUUCUCCCUCCCCAAUUGGAGAGGAUUAGGGUUUUUGCAAUCGAAUUCCAUCAUUCAAUUAAUUAAUUAAUCCUUAACAAUGGCGAAUCGUACUGAUCCAGCAGCUAAGAGCAUAAGAGGAACAAACCCUCAGAACCUAGUUGAGAAGAUUCUCCGCUCCAAGAUCUACCAGAACACAUAUUGGAAGGAACAAUGUUUCGGUUUAACGGCGGAGACAUUAGUCGACAAGGCCAUGGAACUCGACCACCUCGGCGGUACAUACGGUGGUAACCGGAAACCCACUCCUUUCAUGUGCCUCGUCAUGAAAAUGCUCCAGAUUCAGCCUGAGAAAGAAAUCGUCAUCGAAUUCAUCAAAAACGAUGAUUACAAGUAUGUGAGGAUACUUGGUGCAUUCUAUUUGCGUCUUACUGGAUCUGAUACUGAUGUGUACCAUUAUCUGGAGCCAUUAUAUAAUGAUUAUAGGAAACUGCGGCGAAAAUUAGCUGAUGGAAACUUUGCUUUGACACAUGUUGAUGAGGUAAUUGAUGAACUUCUCACAACAGAUUAUUCCUGUGAUAUUGCUAUGCCGCGUAUUAAGAAAAGGUGGACUCUUGAAUCUCUUGGUGCAUUAGAACCUAGACAAAGUGCACUUGAAGAAGAUUUUGAAGAGGAAGAGGAGAAUGAGGAUAAUGAACAGCCUGCUGAGGAGCUUGAAGAUAAAGCCCAUGAGAAGGAUUAUUAUCGUGGGCGAAGCCCUGCAAGGGAGAGAGAUAGGGAUAGAAGACGUGAUAGUCAUAGACACAGGGAUCGCGACUAUGACAGAGAUUAUGAUAGAGAUUAUGACAGAGAGCGUGGACGUGGCCGAGAUAGAGAUAGAGACAGGGACAGGGAUAGGGAAAAUGAAAGGGACAGAGAUAGGGAGAGGGACAGAGACAGAUAUCGUCUGAGGGAAGAAAAGGAUUAUGGUCGUGAGAGAGAGGGUAGGGAGCGUGAGAGGAGAGACAGGGAUCGUGACCGCGGUAGGAGGAGGAGCUACUCAAGGAGCCGAAGUAGAAGCAGAGAUCGCAAGGAACAUGAUGGUGGUGAGUCCAGAAAGAGACAUGCUCGGAAUAGCAUAAGUCCUAGAAGGCAUGGAGAUGGAGCUGAGGAUGGCGAGCCAAAGAAGAAAAAGGAGAAGAAAGAAAAGAAGGAAAAGAAGGAUGAUGGGACUGACCAUCCAAAUCCAGAGAUUGCCGAAGCAAACAAGUUACGAGCAUCACUGGGUUUGAAACCACUGAGGAUGUGAUCUGAACUGUUCAACUUGAAUGUGGACUGGGUUCCAAAACACUAGUCAAUAGCAUGCUACCUUGAGGUUUGCAGCGUGUAAUGUGCUUUCUGAUCCUGUACUGCCCUUAGUGGCAAUUAUCAACUCAAUAGGAAUAGUUUGUCAUACAAGUAUGUACUUAUGUUGCUGCACUGGUUUGAGCUUGGUUGUCCAUAGCUCUCGUUUUGAUCACACCUUUAUCUAUAUUGUCAAAAAAAAUUCAUGUAAUCGACCAAAUCUAUUAGUACUCUGAUAAAGGGGUAGAAAAAAACAUUGUGGCAUUGCUUUCAUUUGUAAUAUGAAUAUGAUUAAAAUUAUAGCAAAUCUUUUCUUCAGAA